UGGUAGAGUAGGUUUUGACAAUGAAGAACAAGUUGUGCCACAGUUUCAGGUUGAGCUGUGAAAAAAUGUACUUUAUAUUUAAACUAUUCUUAAUGUCUUGAGAAAUGCUUGGUAUGGUAAACGUUCUGCAUUAGUUUAAAGGAAACAUCUCUAAUCUUACAUUUAAUAAAGUACAUGUGAUGUAAUGGUCGGCUGUGUGGAGCUGAUGAAAACACACCAGUUUAAUUCACAGGCAUAGGUGAGUGUUUCACAAUCUAGAAACUGACAGAAUAAUACAAAUAGAAACGUAUGCAGCUUGUAACCGUUAUCUUGGCUGGGCUGCUGGCAGGAAGGUCCAACAAUUAUUAAACAUUUUAUUUUGACAAAUUAAAAGGUAAAGGGUUACAACAACAUGUUUUGAUAGAUAUCCAUAUUUAUCAGCCUGUAAACUAACUGCUGCUCGUCAUUUGACCAACUCUCCACCCUCAGACACCAAUUACUACCAUGCUGUCAAAUGAAACGCCAGAGACUCUAUCUCCUCCUUCCAUUCACGCGGAUCAGCAGCGCGAGGAGUUUUCAAGGAGCGUUUCGGUUGAAAAAUUACACUAAAAAUCACCUAAAGAAAGUGUUUUUCCUCCCAGAAGUCUUAAUAGCGCUUGUUCAGAUCUGCAUCUUUAUUAGAAACGUCCCUUGGAGAUAAAGUUUGACGCGGACCGCGUUUUCUGCGCUUUGUUUUCUCGUGAAUUUACUGUGACCGACGGGCAAAUGGAGUCAUCUUUUGAGUUUUCCAACUCUUUGGGCAGCGUGUCCUCCCUGUUGACUCGCUGCCGGACCUUUAAAGUGCUGGUGAUUGGAGACUCCGCGGUGGGGAAGACCUGCCUCACACACCGACUCUGCGCCGGAGAGUUCCCCAGCAGAGUGGAAGCUACCAUCGGGGUGGACUUCCGCGAAAGACAGCUGGAUAUCUACGGAGAGAAAAUUAAGCUCCAGCUGUGGGACACAGCAGGACAGGAGCGUUUCCGUAAGUCCAUGGUGCAGCACUACUAUCGCAAUGUCCACGCUGUGCUCUUCGUAUAUGAUGUCACCUGUCCCGCCAGCUUCUGCAGCCUGACAGUCUGGAUAGAAGAGUUCAGGCAGAACUCCCUCGGGCAGGAAAUCCCAAGGUUCCUGGUGGGUAAUAAGAGUGACCUCCGUGACCCCAGCAGGACUGACAGCCAGGUGAGCCAGGAGCAGGCGACGAGCUUCGCCAAAGCCCACGGCAUGAUGUGUUUUGAGACGUCCGCCAAGAACCCGCCAAACAAAUGCGGGAGCGGUCGACGAGGUGACGGGGAGGUGCUGUAUCAGCAGGAUAAGGUGGAGGACAUUGUUGUUGCUGUUGGUGCCAAACUGAAGAGACAGAAGAAACCUGCAGCAGCAAACACCUUGACGAACGGGUCCUUUAAAGUCCUGAACAAGAAAAGACCCGAGAAAGAGCUGUGGACCUGCUGCUGAGAGACAGAGGGAACCAUUGGCCUUUUCAGAUGGAAGAAUGUGACGUUUUUAGCUCUUGUGCAUGAUCGUGUGAGUGAACGUAUGUGUGUUUGUGUCAAUAAGAGAAUUACCAUACUGUGCAUGAUGUUAAUAUUUGACCAUAGACAAAAAUCUUUUUAUAUUUGAAAUAUUUGCCGUUACUCCAACACUGAACUUUAAUAUUUUUAAGUAUGUGAGGCGUCCUUGGAAAUUGUAUGUAUAUUUGUGAUCUUCUUGUUUUACAAUUGCUGCAAAAUAAAAG
Anarrhichthys ocellatus (wolf-eel) is the source of this 1750-nucleotide messenger RNA. RefSeq names its product ras-related protein Rab-33B-like. The record is from RefSeq and is a predicted model, not a curated record. The coding region runs from base 745 to 1470 and encodes 241 amino acids. Gene Ontology annotation, molecular function: GTP binding; GTPase activity. Gene Ontology annotation, biological process: Rab protein signal transduction. Lineage: Eukaryota; Metazoa; Chordata; Actinopteri; Perciformes; Anarhichadidae. The transcript has 3 exons.